AUGACAACCAAGUGGAAGCAAAUUGCAAUAGAAGAAUUUAAAUACCAUAUUAAACAACUUCGAAAUAGCUCCACUGGGCCAGUCAACAUUCAUAAUAGGUGUUUAAAAAAUUCUUCAGAAUUACUUAUUCAGCAUUUAACUAAGUUGUUCAAUCAAAUUCUGAAGCAAGGUUAUAUUCCAACGAAAUGGAAAACGGCUAACGUUAUACUUAGAAUGAAACCGAAGAAAGACAAGCAACAUCCGUCUAGUUAUCGACCGAUUAGUCUCCUUAGUUGCUUAGGCAAACUAUUGGAGACAAUAAUCAAACAACGAAUAAUGCUUGAAGUCGAACGAAGAAACAUCUUACCAGAACACCAAGCCGACUUUAGACCAGGAAAAAGCACAAUUUACAACAUUCUGCGAUUAGAACGAUACGCUCAGAAUCAACUUCGAUGUGCUCGAAGACACUCAGCGGUUAUUCCAUUCGAUAUAAAAGCUGCAUUCGAUUCAGUAUGGCAAGACGGUCUGAUACACAAAUUAAAUGAUCUUCGACUUCAUAAACAAUUCAACUUAAAGAGCGGUACUCCACAAGGAUUUCCAUUAUCACCACUAUUAUAUAUUAUGUAUACUGCAGAUUCGAUGAAUGAAAUACCAACUCAUACAGAACAUGGAUUAUUCGCUAACGAUACAGCACUCUGGACGUCAUCCAACAUCAUGACAUAUCUAUCAUCCAGAUUUCAACAAUCCGUAUAG
Rotaria socialis is the source of this 732-nucleotide messenger RNA. NCBI's taxonomy places the organism in Eukaryota, Metazoa, Rotifera, Eurotatoria, Philodinida, Philodinidae. The record is from the annotation of a GenBank genome assembly.